AGUUAAGCUAUGCGUAUAAAAUUAAUACCUACGGACUAAGAUCAUGCGGCGUACUUAAUAUGAGAACCUCCUGCACUGUGAACAAAGCGAUAAGGUAAAAUAUAAUUUUCAGAAACAAUUCAGAAACAACAACUUUCGUUUAGAACAGUAAUAAUUGCUGUUUUGCUAAUAACACAGUUCCUUCAAUUUAUAACACAUUAACCCAUCAACAACAAUUAAAACUUUACACAAACAAUUAAUUGUUCGAAACUUUUGUUUUCAAUAUUUAAACAAUCCUUGGAAAAUGGAUUAUAUAAAUUGAAGUCUUCAACACACUACUGAAAUUCUCAACAAUAGACUUUCGCUAUCAGAUCAGAAAACGGAACAAUGGUGAUAAAAAACACGGAACUAUUUCUCGGUCGUCCGAAAAGAAUCUUAGGUUUUUUUGGUAUUUGGCCUCAUCCACCAAACUAUAUCAUAUUUAGGAAAUUGUACAUGCUCUUUGUUAUGUGGACUCAGUAUUCCUUUCUGCUAUUCGAAAUUAUUUACAUCGCAGAAGUAUGGGGCAAUAUGAACGAGGUUUCCGAAGCCUCAUACCUGCUAUUCACUCAGGCGUCUUUGUGUUACAAGUCUACAGCUUUCAUGGUAAACAAGAACAACUUAAUAGAGCUUUUGGGGUACAUGGAUGACGAUAUUUUUAAACCGAAAUCUGUUGUGCAUGAGAAAAUUCUAGCUACCCAAGCUCGCAAGAUAAGGCGUCUGUGUUUGUUCUUCCUGACGAGCGCUACCACCACCUGCACGCUCUGGGCUAUGAUACCGCUGUUUGAUGAUGCCAGCAAGCGGUCAUUCCCGUUUCGAAUCUGGAUGCCGGUGACCCCACUGAAGUCUCCUGGGUACGAGAUUGGUUACAUCUACCAGAUGGUCAGCAUCUACAUCAGCGCGUUCCUCUUCAUAUCUGUUGACAGCGUCGCCGUCUGUAUGAUCAUGUUCGGAUGUGCCCAGCUUGAGAUUAUCAUGAACAAAAUAGAAAAGAUACAAAACGUGUCUCUAUCAUCAAAGUCGAAAGGAAAUAAUGACGGAAGUAUAAAAAAUAAUAACGAGCUUCUCAUUGAAUGCAUAAAACAGCAUCAAACUGUGGAAAGAUUUAUUCAACUUUGUGAAGACACAUACCACGCGAACAUAUUCUUCCAACUGACUGGCACCGUCGUUAUAAUCUGCAAUAUCGGACUGAGGAUUUCCAUCGUGGAACACGACAGCGUCCAGUUCUACUCGAUGCUAAAUUACAUGGUGACCAUGUUGUCACAGCUAUUCCUUUACUGCUGGUGUGGGCACGAACUAACAAUAAGGAGUGAAAAUCUCCGAGAUUGGCUGUACUUGUGUCCCUGGUAUGAACAGGACAUAAAGUUCGCGCGCUCCUUGUGGAUAGCCAUGGAACGAAUGAAGAAACCUAUCAUCUUUAAAGCUGGACACUAUAUAUCUUUGUCUAGACCUACUUUCGUUGCGAUUCUACGUUGUUCAUAUUCUUACUUCGCAGUCUUGAACAGAGUUAACACAGAAUAAAACAAAAUUCACAAAUUAAUUAUUUAUUUAUAAACCGUGUAGGUAUCACAUAUGCUUAGUGUAACAUUCACGACAUUUUAGGCGAAAGUGUGCUUAAUUAUAAUGAAAAAAUAUCAUUUUUUUUAUUCUUGUAACACUCAACGAUACAUAAGGCCUUGUACACACUUUGCAAUAUUUUAUUACGAUGUUGUCCUGUAAUAUCUUCACAAAAAAAAUCGCCAGCGAUAGAAUGUAUUACAUUUUUUUUGUAUUUACAAAAUAUUACAGAGUGUGUAAGACCGACAAAGUUUUUAGUCAAAUCGAUAAAUUCGUGCGCUUAAAUUAAAACAAGUAGCAUAAAGGCGAACGUGUAAAAACAAUUACAACCACGUUUUAGAAUUUAUAUUCGCAAUAAUAGGAGACGAGUGGAAUGUUUAUAAAGAAA
Trichoplusia ni (cabbage looper) is the source of this 1963-nucleotide messenger RNA. RefSeq names its product odorant receptor 46a-like (gene Or-41). Gene Ontology annotation, molecular function: olfactory receptor activity; odorant binding. The record is from RefSeq and is a predicted model, not a curated record. Gene Ontology annotation, biological process: detection of chemical stimulus involved in sensory perception of smell; sensory perception of smell. The transcript is spliced from 8 exons. Lineage: Eukaryota; Metazoa; Arthropoda; Insecta; Lepidoptera; Noctuidae. Gene Ontology annotation, cellular component: plasma membrane. Bases 367 to 1539 code for a protein of 390 amino acids.